AUGCAAUUACAGAAUAUACUACUAGCUAGUUCGCUAGUUUCUGGACUGUCACUCGCUACCGAUUCAUCGUCGAGCGGCGCCAAUGGCUACGCACCAUCCAAAAUUUCUUGCCCCGAUGAUGGUGCUUCUCUAGUUAGAAAUGCGUCCGGUUUGUCUACCGCUGAAAUUGACUGGCUCGAAAAAAGAGAUACUAACACCAAGGAGGCUUUGCAUUCCUUCUUAAACAGAGCUACUUCUAAUUUCAGCGACACUUCUUUGCUGUCCACUCUUUUCGGUAGCAACUCCUCCAAUGUGCCCAAAAUUGGUAUUGCAUGUUCCGGUGGUGGUUACCGUGCCAUGCUGGGCGGUGCAGGUAUGAUUGCUGCUAUGGACAACCGUACUGAUGGUGCCAACGAGCAUGGUCUAGGUGGGCUGCUACAAAGCUCUACGUAUCUAUCGGGUCUAUCAGGCGGUAACUGGCUAACAGGUACAUUAGCCUGGAACAAUUGGACCUCCGUGCAAGAAAUUGUAGAUCAUAUGAGUGAAAGUGAUUCCAUCUGGAAUAUAACCAAAUCUAUCGUGAACCCAGGUGGCUCUGACUUAACUUACACUAUUGAAAGGUGGGAGUCUAUCGUGCAAGAAGUGCAGGCCAAGUCCGACGCUGGCUUCAACAUCUCUCUGUCCGAUUUGUGGGGCCGUGCUCUUUCUUACAACUUCUUUCCAAGCUUACCAAAUGCAGGCUCUGGUUUGACUUGGUCCUCUUUGAGGGAUGUUGAUGUGUUCAAAAAUGGUGAAAUGCCUUUGCCAAUUACAGUCGCUGAUGGUAGAUACCCUGGGACCACCGUGAUCAACUUAAAUGCCACUCUUUUCGAAUUUACUCCGUUUGAAAUGGGUUCUUGGGACCCUUCUUUGAACGCCUUCACUGACGUCAAGUAUCUAGGUACCAAGGUUAUCAAUGGUAAACCAGUUAACAAGGAUCAAUGUGUUUCUGGUUAUGAUAAUGCCGGAUUUGUCAUCGCUACUUCUGCUAGUUUGUUCAAUGAGUUUUCCUUGGAAGCUACCACUUCAACCUAUUAUCAGAUAAUUAACAGUUUUGCCAACAGGUAUGUUAACAAUUUGUCUCAAGACGACGAUGACAUUGCAAUCUACGCCCCAAAUCCUUUCAAGGAUACCGAGUUUGUUGACCGUAAUUAUACUUCAAGUAUUGUCGAUUCCGACACUUUGUUUUUGGUGGAUGGUGGUGAGGAUGGUCAAAAUUUGCCAUUGGUCCCAUUAAUCAAGAAGGAACGUGACUUAGACGUAGUAUUCGCCUUAGAUAUCUCCGACAAUACCGAUGAGUCAUGGCCAAGUGGUGUCUGUAUGACUAAUACUUAUGAGCGUCAAUUUUCCAAACAAGGUAAAGGAAUGGCUUUUCCAUACGUUCCAGAUGUGAAUACCUUCGUUAACUUGGGCUUAGCUAGCAAGCCAACCUUUUUCGGCUGUGAUGCAACUAAUUUAACAGAUUUGGAAUAUAUUCCACCUUUAGUUGUUUACAUUCCAAAUACGAAGUAUUCGUUCAAUGGCAAUCAAAGUACUUUAAAGAUGAACUACAACGUCACUGAACGUCUUGGAAUGAUCAGAAAUGGUUUCGAGGCUGCUACAAUGGGUAACUUUACUGAUGACUCAGACUUUCUAGGUUGCAUCGGUUGUGCUAUUAUUAGGCGUAAGCAAGAAAGUUUGAACGCUACCCUUCCAUCUGAAUGUACUAAAUGUUUCACCGAUUACUGUUGGGAUGGUAAACUAAGCACUUCGGCCAGUCCUGAAUUAUCCGGUAACAGUACAAAUGAAGGCGGAGCAAUUGCUUCCGCAAUUUCCGAGGCUACUGAUGGUAUUCCAAUAACAGCUCUUCUAGGUUCAUCAAGUUCCGGAAACAUUACUUCGAAUUCAACGAUAUCAACCUCAUUGAAUGGUACGUCCAACUCGAAUUCUUCAUCAAACGCAACCUCAAACUUGAAUUCCACAUCCUCUUCUGUUUCUGCCUCCUCCUCCACAGGUUCCUCCUCCUCCUCCUCCACCUCUUCAUCGGCGGCAAGCAAAGCAAAUGGUGCUGCUAUUUCUUACGCGAAUACUAACACCCUGAUGAGUUUGUUAGGCGCUAUAACAGCAAUAUUUGGUUUGAUUUAA
Molecule: messenger RNA, 2142 nt
Organism: Saccharomyces kudriavzevii IFO 1802
Lineage: Eukaryota; Fungi; Ascomycota; Saccharomycetes; Saccharomycetales; Saccharomycetaceae
Gene: PLB2
Product: lysophospholipase
Exons: 1
Coding region: 1-2142 (713 amino acids)
Biological process (GO): glycerophospholipid catabolic process
Cellular component (GO): extracellular region; intracellular membrane-bounded organelle; cytosol
Molecular function (GO): A2-type glycerophospholipase activity
Source: RefSeq, a predicted model, not a curated record